This is a messenger RNA of Baudoinia panamericana UAMH 10762, 2280 nucleotides long. RefSeq lists its product as uncharacterized. NCBI's taxonomy places the organism in Eukaryota, Fungi, Ascomycota, Dothideomycetes, Mycosphaerellales, Teratosphaeriaceae. Bases 1 to 2280 code for a protein of 759 amino acids. Gene Ontology annotation, biological process: DNA-templated transcription; positive regulation of transcription by RNA polymerase II. Gene Ontology annotation, molecular function: DNA-binding transcription factor activity, RNA polymerase II-specific; zinc ion binding; sequence-specific DNA binding. The record is from RefSeq and is a predicted model, not a curated record. The transcript has 4 exons.
AUGUCUAAUUGUGAUCGUUGCUAUCGUCGCAAGGCAAAGUGCGACAAACUGAAACCAUGCGGAAACUGCAGCAGAGCAGGUGUUCCAUGUAUCUACCUAGAUCGUACAAAGGAGAAACGCUACAGCGCUGAUCAUGUGGAACGUCUUGAGCGGCGAAUACUACAGGCAGAAGCGCGUAACAAGACCCUGUCAGAUGAGCUCAGCAGAGCGAGAGCGGGCUCUGAUACGCAAGGGUCAACUGCAUCACCCGGGCUGGAACAGAGAGCAGUCGAAACCCUGUCUAAAGAUAUCGACGUCGUGACUGAGGUUUCAUUUCUAUCUACCAGUGCAGCCGGCGAACGCUUACCUUACCUGGGCUCCACCAGCGGAGUCCUGUUCGCUGAUCUGAUCCGUUCGAGCGUGGACGACACAUUCACACGGCCAAGCCGCGGGAAUCAUAGCUCAUCCAGCGGCGGCGUAGAGCACAAAGCCAAUCACUCUACUGCUUCAAGGCCAGAACCUGCCCAGAAACUUGAGGACCUGCCACCACAACAUAUUGCCCAAAGGCUACUGACAGCAUUCCUCGAGCAUGAUAACCUUGCGUAUCCGUUCAUCUCGCCUUUGUCCAUCAUUGAGACUGCGGAACGAAUAUAUACUGAAGAUGGCUACUACGCGUCCAAAGCCUCGCCGUACGAGGUCUUCGUCUUCAACAUGGUCUUGGCAAUCGCAAGCGCCCACGUAUCGAAGUUUGACUGGCAGAUGCUUUCGGGUGCUGAACUGUACCAGAGUAGAGCCUUCGCCAGGAUGGAUCAUGUUCUGUCCCACGGAAGUGUCGAAAGUUUGCAAUGUCUUCUCUUAAUCUUGAUCUGGCGUACAGGGAGCUCGGUGAAGGACAACUCUGCUAGCAUGUGGCAUACCGUUGGGAUCGCAGUCCGUAUGGUUCUGGAACUGGGUCUUCACCGGGAGUCGGCAUACGCAAUCAGGGAAACAAGCGAGCUAGACGUGACCAAAUUGCAAGCGUAUCGCCAACAAGAGCUGUCACGGCGGUGCUUUUGGUGUGUAGUCAGCAUGGACAGGAUUACGUCUAACAUUCUGGGCCGACCACUUGGCAUAGCGGACGAGGACAUCGACGCCGCGUUGCCAUCGGAAGCAAGCGAUGCUUUGCUGAGUCGCCCACUUGCCUCCACUAUUUCCGGCGUACAGCGCAUCGCAGUCUUCAACAGGAUCGUCAAAUAUCGCCUCUUUUGCGGCAAGCUGAUAGUCAACCUUCACCGUAAGCGGUCUGCUAAGUGCUCCAUCGAGGAGGCUCUUCGUUUGAGGGACGAUCUUAUGCGCGAGCUUGAUAUGUGGUAUACUGCUCUGCAGGACCUGCAAUUGCCAGACACAAUACCAACCAACACACGGGAGCAAUCUUGCUACCUUUCACCAACUUGGUACGAAGUACUGUACGCUAAUGCCACACUGAUGAUAUGGCGGCCUUGUCCGCUUCUCGCCGAUGCUCCACACGACAGACAUACACUGCAGCGCAUCUACGCUUCCGCAAUGCACGCUAUCAACACUUACGCUACUCUUCAUAAGAACCGCUCGAUCAACUACAGCUGGAUCACCCUACAAUCGGUCUUCAUGGCCGGCCUGUCGUACAUCUACGCUGUGUCGCGCCACGUGAGGGACAGGCACAACGCAGCUGCGGAUGCCUGCCUGCUCGAUAGAGACCCCAGCGCCAUCGACGUUGUGAACAUUACACGCGCCUGCUCCAACGUGCUAGUCGCAGUUGCGGAACGCUGGGAUACACAGCGGCACUGUCAUGAAGUAUUCGAUCGCCUUAGCGACGCAAUCCUCGCGGAUGUCAUCAAGCUGCAAACUACCGCGGCCUUUGCUCAACAGCUGUCGCCUUCCGUGGCUAGUCCUGCCGGUGGCAACUUGUCUGCCAUGACUCGAGGCAGCCCUGCAAGCUCACAGCAUCCAAGCCACAUCCCUCAAAUGCCGUCACCUAAUCAACUGAGCUACUGGAACACUGUGCAACACCAACCAUCCCACGACCACGGACCUCUCGACCCGUCGCCUCUGCAAGUCGACAAUGAAUUUUUACACUGCUUCGAUGACAUUCAGCAGCUGUACAGCUCCCAACAGCUCGAAGAGCCCAUUAUGCACCUGUCACAGGAGUGGCGGGGCUACCUCGGAGGCAAUGGGUUGCCCGAUGGGUAUGUCCCUACAGCUGCACAGACGCCGUUGCAAAUGACAGCCAACGGUCAAGCGCCAUACCAUCCGCAGGCAUUCGCAUCUUCGUUCAAUGUACCAUAG